AUGGGUGAAUGCACUAUCGGAGCUGUGACUUACAUUAUGGUCGCCGGUCUCGGAUCUAUAAUUACUGGCAUUGUUGGUACCGUUCUAUAUAGCACAGCACGAGACCAACAAUAUGAGUACAAUACAAGAACGCCCUGUCUUCUACUUAAUAAAAUAUCUAAUGAAACAUGCGACGCAGACAACUCAGAUAGAUCUUUUCGUCAAGUAACUCCAAGUUUGAAAGAUUGUUACUACGACGAAUGGUUUUUUGUUAAUUAUCCAACAUCGGAUGGAACAUGGUUGAACAGUACCAUCCAUGAAACAAUGUCUAGCGCGCAGCGUCCAGCUGAGAUUGGCCAGACUUACCCAUGCUUUUAUAGUCGAAAAGAUGGGACAUCUGUAAUAUGGCAGCAGGAUAGUCAUAUAACAGGUAAAAUAAUGCUCAUCGCUGGCUGGACUGGAGCUAUUAUAAGUCUACUGUGUUCGGAACCUAUUGUUUUUCAUCUAAUUGACCGUGAAUGCUUAUAA
This is a messenger RNA of Rotaria socialis, 507 nucleotides long. The record is from the annotation of a GenBank genome assembly. Lineage: Eukaryota; Metazoa; Rotifera; Eurotatoria; Philodinida; Philodinidae.